Molecule: messenger RNA, 234 nt
Organism: Racocetra persica
Lineage: Eukaryota; Fungi; Glomeromycota; Glomeromycetes; Diversisporales; Gigasporaceae
Source: the annotation of a GenBank genome assembly
UAUGUAAUUGAUAUUACCCAAAAUAAUAUAUGGUCAGGCUAUAAAGAGCCUUACAUUACAAAGAAUCUCAAUGAAGUUCUUCAACUUCCUGAAAAGCAGCCUUCUCUUAUACGAAUUAAGGAGAUUAUUAAAGAUCUGGAAGUAUCAAGACGGGAUAUUCAAAAGGAAAUUAAAGAACUGAAAGCAUCAGAUGCACGAAUUGAGGAGGAAAUUAAAAAGCUAAAGAAUCAUUAA